GCUGAGACUGGAGGUGCCAAGUUCAAGAAGUACGAGGAGAUCGACAAUGCGCCAGAGGAGAAGGCUCGUGGCAUCACCAUCAACUCCUCCCAUGUGGAGUAUGCCACGGCCAACCGGCACUACGCCCACACCGACUGCCCCGGCCACGCCGACUACGUCAAGAACAUGAUCACUGGCACCGCUCCCCUAGAUGGCUGCAUCCUCGUGGUGGCAGCGACAGACGGGCAGAUGCCGCAGACCCGAGAGCACUUGCUGCUGGCCAAACAGAUCGGGGUGCGGCACAUCGUGGUGUACAUCAACAAGGCGGACGCAGUGGAGGACCAGGAGAUGCUGGAGCUGGUGGAGCUGGAGAUCCGGGAGCUGCUCUCUGAAUUUGGCUACGAUGGGGAGAAGACGCCCGUCAUCGUGGGCUCUGCCCUCUGCGCCCUGGAGUACCGUAGCCCCGAGCUGGGACUGAACUCCAUCAUGAAGCUGCUGGACGCGGUCGACACGCACAUCCCACUGCCCAUGCGGGAGCUGGACAAGCCAUUCCUGCUGCCCAUCGAAUCAAUCUACUCCAUCCCAGGGCGUGGGACGGUGGUGACAGGGACGCUGGAGCGUGGCAUCGUCAAGAAGGGGGAUGACUGCGAGUUCGUGGGGCACAACCGGAACGUGCGCUCCGUGGUGACAGGCAUUGAGAUGUUCCACCAGAACCUGGAGCGGGCCGAGGCCGGGGACAACCUUGGCGCACUGGUGCGGGGGCUGAAGCGGGAGGACGUGCGGCGUGGCAUGGUGAUGUGCAAACCAGGCUCCAUCAAGCCCCAUCAGAAGAUUGAGGCCCAGGUGUACAUCCUCAGCAAGGAGGAGGGUGGGCGGCACAAGCCUUUCGUCUCUAACUACAUGCCUGUCAUGUUCUCCCUGACCUGGGACAUGGCCUGUCGGACCAUCCUGCCCCCUGGAAAGGAGAUGGUGAUGCCUGGCGAGGACACAGCCCUGACCCUCACCCUGCGGCAGCCCAUGGUGCUGGAGGAAGGUCAGCGCUUCACACUGCGUGAUGGCAACCGCACCAUUGGCACCGGUGUGGUCACCAAGACGCUGGAGAUAGGGCCAGAUGAUAAGUGGGGGGCUUAAAAGCCCAGCUGAGCUGGCUCUGCCCCCAGGCCUGUGUCUGCAAACAGUGGGGGAGGGGCUAGUUCUAGCUGGUGUCCCCUACGAACCUGUUUAUCGCUGCUGCCCCCGGCGGCAUCAUGGUCACCUAGAGCGGGGUGCAAGCUGCCUGUUGUAUGAACUGCUCUGCUGUGGGGCAACAGAAAUCGAACUGCCCUCCCGUGGUGGCUCUCCUGCCCAGAGCCCCUGCAGUAGGGGCUUAUGCAGCUUCCUGCUGUUUGGUUUCUUUUGUUAAUAAAGGUGCGGAAUCAUGGCUGGGUCCUUCCUGCUUCUUUGGGGGGGUGCGCUGGAGGUGACAGGUAGCUGAAGGGGGUUCCUGGCAUGGGCGCAGCUGGUGACAGAGGCUCAUGUCCCCCCCCCAUGGGUUGGGCUGGGACAGUGAUACUAGCUCUGUAGGGACCAGGUAGCACCCUGGCCUGCUCUCAGGCAGGUCCCAGCUCCUGUCCAGGGCACUGUGGCCCAGUGGACUAGCAGAGGGGCAGCACCCAGCUUUGGGUGCUUGCCUAGCAAAGCAGUGGGAGAAGGGGGGGGGAGAUUAGCUCCCCAGGGAGCAGAGCUGGGGGCUGAUGAAGCUGAAGGAGAAUGUUGUCAGAAGGGCAAAUAGGGACAAACGACCCUGCCUCAAGUCAGGGUAGAGAUGGGAUGGGGUGGAACAGCCUCCAACCCCCCCCCCCCC
This is a messenger RNA of Terrapene triunguis (Three-toed box turtle), 1822 nucleotides long. RefSeq names its product Tu translation elongation factor, mitochondrial (gene TUFM). Gene Ontology annotation, biological process: mitochondrial translational elongation. The record is from RefSeq and is a predicted model, not a curated record. Gene Ontology annotation, cellular component: mitochondrion. Bases 166 to 1110 code for a protein of 314 amino acids. The transcript has 8 exons. Lineage: Eukaryota; Metazoa; Chordata; Testudines; Emydidae. Gene Ontology annotation, molecular function: GTP binding; GTPase activity; translation elongation factor activity.